AUGGCAUCGCUCCGGUCGUGCGCCGCUCCCAUGCGAUGGGCACUGUCGGCCACCCGGAGCUCGUCCCACGGUGCCGUGCGAUACAGCUCCUCCCACAAAAGCUCGACUUCCGCCAUUGCAUACAAGGCUCUUCGGAACCGCUCGGCCCCCUUGCCCGUGUCCAACCAGCCGCCCUCGUGGUCCGCCCAGGCCGCCGUGUCCAACAUUCUCUACGAGACACCCACUCCGUCCAUGGCCCCCCCGAAGCGCCACAUCCUCAAUUGCCUGGUCCAGAACGAGCCUGGCGUCUUGAGCCGACUUUCUGGUAUCCUGGCUGCUCGUGGCUUCAACAUUGACUCGCUCGUCGUGUGCAACACCGAGGUGCAGGAUCUGUCCCGCAUGACGAUUGUCUUGACUGGUCAGGAUGGCGUUGUCGAGCAGGCACGUCGCCAAUUGGAAGAUCUCGUCCCCGUCUGGGCUGUGCUGGAUUACAGCAACGCUGCCCUGGUUCAGAGAGAGCUCCUCCUUGCCAAGAUCAACAUCCUCGGUCCUGAGUACUUUGAGGAGCUGCUCGCUCAUCACCGCGAGAUCACCGCUGGUGAAUAUGAGGGGGAGCAAGCUCCUGAAGGCGCUGAACAAGCCCAAUCCUUGGAAGAAACCUCUGCCGAUUUUCAUCCUAGCAAGCUUGCCGCUAGUGAGGCCCUACGCCACAAACACGAGCACUUGAAAACCAUUACCUAUUUUACACAUCAAUUUGGAGGCAAAGUGUUGGAUAUCAGCACCAUCAGCUGUAUCGUCGAACUUUCUGCCAAGUCCUCUCGUAUCGACUCGUACCUCAAACUCGUUGCUCCCUUUGGCAUCCUCGAGUCAGCUCGUACUGGUUUGAUGGCUCUGCCUCGCUCACCUCUCCGAGCCCCUACUGAAGAGCCACUUCUCAAGGAUGCCGAAGAAGUCGUUGAUGCCAGCCAGCUGCCUCCUGGUUAA
Messenger RNA from Ustilaginoidea virens, 963 nucleotides. RefSeq lists its product as uncharacterized. The record is from RefSeq and is a predicted model, not a curated record. The transcript has 2 exons. Gene Ontology annotation, molecular function: acetolactate synthase regulator activity. Gene Ontology annotation, biological process: branched-chain amino acid biosynthetic process. Gene Ontology annotation, cellular component: acetolactate synthase complex; mitochondrial nucleoid. NCBI's taxonomy places the organism in Eukaryota, Fungi, Ascomycota, Sordariomycetes, Hypocreales, Clavicipitaceae. Bases 1 to 963 code for a protein of 320 amino acids.